Messenger RNA from Phalacrocorax carbo (great cormorant), 1902 nucleotides. The record is from RefSeq and is a predicted model, not a curated record. Lineage: Eukaryota; Metazoa; Chordata; Aves; Suliformes; Phalacrocoracidae.
AUUGGGGCAAGGAGGAGGGUCCCCGCUGUCCCGCUGUCCCGCUGUCCCGCUGUCCCGCUGUCCCGCUGUCCCGCUGUCCCGCUGUCCCGCUGUCCCGCUGUCCCGCUGUCCCGCUGUCCCGCUGUCCCGCUGUCCCGCUGUCCCGCCUCUCUCCGCAUGCGCAGCGGAGGGGCGCGCCACCUCCACGCCUUCCUAUUGGCUGGGCCCUGCCGCCGCCGCGUGCUACCAUUGGCUGGCGGGGCGGCGGGCGGCCAUGGCGACGGGCGGCGCCGGCGGGCCCGGGGCCGGCGCUGGUUCCGCUCCGGCUGCGAGCAGGGGCGGCGGGCGGCGGGGACCGGGAGUACGUGCGGGGCUGGGCUGCUUCGGGCUGAAAACAAGAGGCUGAACAAGGUGACAGAUGCAGUGGAGAAAAGGGGACCGUACAUCAUGAGCAAGCCUCCCUCCAUUCAUACCAAGCUGCAGAGGCAGCGUGAGCUGGUGAAGGCAGCGCUGCGAAGGCAGGGGCUGCUGGGGGGACCCACGCUGCACCAGCCGAAGCCGGCAGCUAAAAGGUCAGUGAAGUUUAACAAGGGCUACACGGCGCUCAGCCAGACAGUGGAUGAAAACUUGGUCUCCCUCGAUUCGGACAGUGAUGGGGAGCUGGGAUCCAGAUGUUCCUCAGGCUACUCCUCCGCUGAGCAGGUGAACCAGGACCUGAGCCGGCAGCUGCUGCAGGAUGGGUACCACCUUGAUGAGGUCCCCGAUGAUGAAGAUCUGGAUCUCAUCCUUCCGAAACCCAUUGCCUCCUCUUGCCCCUGUUGUUUCGGAGAAAAUCUCUCCUGCGUGAUCCAGUAGAUGUAGCUCAGAUAGGGCUGUGCAAGAACAGGUUCAAAAGCCAGCACUUUCUUUGUCCCAUGGGAUGGCUGUUGGUGUCCGUGUCCCAUGCUAGGAUGGUGACACAAGGACUGAAUGAUGCUGUGAUGCCACUCAUGAUGACCAGCAGCAGCCAACCAACCCCAAAGGACUUUUCCUUACGCUCAGCAAUAUCAGGGAGAGGUGACAAUGGUGAGGUUUACGUGUCCUGGAUGGGACCUGUCACUUGGCUGGGGUGGGAGGGAGGAGAGGCAGAGCCUGGGCACCUCCAUAUGGGUAUGAAGGGAAGGAAUUGGGAGGUGCAGUAACAAAUGCCCUUUGCUUUGCUUGAGCUCCUCUUUUCCUCCUUUAACUGACCACGUUGAGGAUUAGGACCUGGCCCCAAACACGGAUUGCCCUCUCCAGCCCUCCUUAACGAAGAGGUGGUGGGUCGAUGGUGGGGUCGAACUGCCGUGGUGUAGAACCAGGUUGGGAAGCUCUGAGACCCUUUUUCUAUUUAUUUUUGCUUUAGUCACCUUGGCUGAGGCCAAGCAAGGGUGGGGUUGGCUGGCAGAGAGCUGCUCAGUUUCUUAUCUCGUGUUGCUUGCAAUUAAUUUCUGCUGGGUUUCCUCUUCCCAAAGCCUGGGCUGACCUGAACCAAAGAUUGCUCCUCUGGCGGAGAAGAUAAGACAGGGAGAAACCCAACGGAGCAGAUUGGGGCAGGCUGCUGAGGUUUGAGCAUCUGCAUUUGAUAUAUCCACCAGCAACUACUGCUCAGCCUGGGACCUCCCUGCUUUCUGCCUCUCGAGGGACCCUAAGUCCAUCAGUUCUGGGUUUGGAGCUAAUGGCUUGUUCCAGUUCUCCCCAAAGCUGCUUUGAUGCAGACAAGGGGCAGCACAGACCCUCCAUGCCAGCUCUGCACAGGUCCCUCUGGGUGUGGAUUUGGGGUGGUUGGCAAGUCUACCUGCUGUGAACCUUAAAAGCUGCCUUAAAUGAUGCUGUACUACAUAGAGAACAGUCAGCUUCUUAUAGAGAAACAUUAUUUAAAUAUUUGAUAUUUAGAGACCUGAA